AACCUCCAACCUUUCACCCCAUGAUGUCAUUGGUAGUCAAGGAGACGGAGCGUUCUGUCACCAUGGAUAUGAAGUUUUGUUUGCUGAAUGUUCACAGAGGACCCGCAAGUUAUCUUAAAGGAAGGUACAAUGAGGACCAUUACUUCCUCUGGUGGGAAAGAAGAAAUUGUGACGGCGAGGCGAGCAGAAUCGUCGGAUGCUCCAGAGAUCAGUAAUCUGAUUCUGCCUUCCACCAAAGACGUGUUUGGCAGAUUAAACGUCAUUUACCUAUUGGAGAAGGCUAACCUUGCAGUGACACUGAACAGUGCAAACAAUGAAGUCAUAGCUCACGCUGCCUUCCUAGAUUAUCCCAAUCUGGAUCUUGUUGACCAGGCUUGCUGGGAACCUUGGUUACACAACAAUUACAACAUUGAUAAAUGUACACCACUGAACACACUUUUUAUGCACCUCUAUGUGGCACGGCCCGACUUCUGUAUUGGGAGUUCAAAAGAGAUUGUAAGAACAGUUUUCAAUGCUGUUACAGAGCUCCAUUAUAUAUUCCUCUUUGCUCCAGUUGGUUCCACUUUAGAGCCAGCACUUGCUGCAGUCUUCGAACCUGUGGAAACUCUGCAGACUUCAAACACUGAUUAUAUGGCAUUUGUGUGCCACCGACACAGACAUUGCCCAGUGUUACAUAUCCGCAGAGCCAGGGUAGAAGAUCAUGAUGAUCUUAUUCCUAUUUUUGCACAGCAGACUGACAAGCUUGGUAGCACCUAUGGAGAUUAUUUCCUUGCAGAGCUUAUAGAGGCCCAGGAUGAGGACAACCAUGCUGCAGUUUGUGAGAGUGAAGGCACAGCAGUGGGGUUUAUUAGUUUAAGUGGUGACAUCAAUGUUAAACUGCUGAAUGAGUGCUUUGAGUUAGGGCCAUACCAUGGACUUCAUAAACCCCACCCAGAUGAUAUUCUCGAUCAACCAUCUGAACCACGGUGGGAGUCAGAUGCAUUGAGGCAACCUAUUCAUAGGUCAGAAUCUGUGAUACCACAGGACACAAGCACCAACUGUCUGCAAGAUUCUGAUUUGAAGAUCGCGACUGAUACUAAACAAGCUGACGUUUUGGAUCUCAGCAGUGCAGACAGGGAUUCUAGAAGAGAGAGUGUGGUGUCUGAUGCCUCAGAGAGAGAAUCUACCAAACCCUGUGCUGUUCUGGCUCCAAGUAAUGAAAAGAUAAAUUCAGAUUACUCACCAACAGAGAAUAGAGAGAAAGUCAGAACCGUGGUCUACAAAGGAGCUCUGAAUGCUUUUUGUAUUCAGUUGUUUGUUAUAGACGAGAAAUACGAAAUGAGAUCUGUGGACUUUUUACCCUACAUUUUUAAACUUUAUCCUGACCGUGCUUUCUGCGUUAUAACAGUGCCCAAACUUGCUCCAGAGUUUCCUCUUCUCCAGAGCUUUGUCCGUGCUGUUCCCUAUCAUACCAGCACCUUGUCUCAGGAGCUUUACAUCUUCCAUCGCUCCGGCCUUCUCAAAAAGUUUUGUGUAAGACUUGCCAGAUCUAGUGACAAAACUGGGGUUGAGUCCCUGGUAAAUAAGCUCAGUCUGCAGGAUGCUGUUUUGGAGGAUCUAGAUAUGUAUUGUCAAGCCCGACGAGAUCCAGAUGGAACUCCAGUACAGGCAUUUGUGGCGGAAGUCCUGGAUCAGAUUGUGGGAAUACUAAUAAUAAGAAAUGAGGAGGACAUUGAUUUUAUCCGCUCUCACUACAAUAUCGAGAAUUUCAUCUACUUUAGUCAUCACACCAUGGAAGAACAUGGACAACUUCUUCACUUUGCCUUGAACCCCAUUUUUCAACAUUAUGCAAAACACUUCUUCAAAGAGGCCCUUCGGCUCUCCCACAAAUCUUCUCUCUACCACCGUGUGUACCCUUCACAUGAAGAUGUAAAGAAUGCCUAUGCCCAUUCUCUGACAUCUGCCCUUAAUUGCAUGGUUCCUGUGCGCCCAAGACGGCAGAUUGUCUAUCCGCUAGAUGAGCUUGGCAUCGAUGCUCCUUCCAGGCGAAUCUCCAAGGAUCAGGUGCCAUAUGCAUUGAACCACAUAAACAGAAAGCUAACAUUGGAGCCAAAAGUUACAAUAAAUGCCAGAAUUGUUGUUGUUGGAGCUUCUGAUACUGGGAUAUCCUUCCUGGAGGUGCUGGCCUACUGCCCACAUCUGCAGUUCAACAACAUCACUUUGAUCUCCACUCAUGGAUUGCCAGGUGGCUGUUCGGGUUAUUCUGAAAAUAAAACAUUUUUGGCUACCAGCUACUGCUACAGUGAUAAGGACUAUGCGCUGCUGUCACUGCGGUCCUGGAUCAACGUGGUGGUUGGAAAGAUGCAGGGAAUAGACAGAGCUGCCAAGCAUGUGCUGGUGUCUGAUGACAGGAAGGUCCCAUAUGACCAUCUCAUACUCUGCACAGGACAGCAGUACCAGGUACCUUGCCCCACUGGCAUUGAUAUUAGCCAACUGAGUACAAACAGAGACAUUGCCAUCAGGACAGGCGAGAGAUACACUGGACCAGUCCCUUCCAACCUUUUCACUCUGAAUGAUGACAGAGACUGCCUAAAGACUUACAACUGGCUUCAGCACAACUUUGUGCAUUCUGAGGGUAAUGCAGUAUUAUUUGGCAGUACAAUAGAUGUGUACACUACUUUAGAAACCAUGCUGUCCCUUGGAAUUAGUGCCUCACGUAUCCACUUGGUACAGCCACCUUUGGAUGACACAGUUAGCUGCUUUAACAACUUCGAAGUGGAGAGAGCUGUGGAAGAAGCAAUGAGGCGAGCUGGAGUGACGUUGCACCACAACUGUGUUCUUGCCCAGUGGAAUGAUGGAGAAGACACUGAGCCCAUAACAUCUGUUUCGUUUACCACUGACACAAAACCCUUCAAACUUCCAUGCUCAGUAUUUAUUAACUUUUACAAGAAACGAAUUGAUUAUGAUGCUUUUAAGGCCAUAAAUGAUGCUUUUCUGGUAUACGAUGGGAGACUUGUCAUUGAUACUACGUUCCACACAAGUGAUCCAACAAUCCGGGCUGCAGGUCCACUGACCAAAUUUGCACGACGUUACCAUGCAGACCAGUGGACUCACAGCAAUUUCAACUCCAAAGAAGUCGGAUUCCAGCUGGCUGCUGCCAUCCUCCCCUUCUUUGACCCGACACUGGAGUGGGUGGCAGAUCCCCCUGUAGAGUUCGACAGACUUAUCCCCAUGUUCAGAGGGGCGAAAGUCCAAGGUGGUAAACUUCCUGGAGGAUAUCAUUAUCUCCAUGCUUCAAAGCCAGGAAUUGGCACCCCUCUAGCAGCACAAAUGUCACAAUCGAAAUAUGGCAGAGAAAUUGUAACAGGAAGUUCAGAAAAUGGGAAUUAUUUUAGACUCCACCUGAACCAAUACAAUGAGGUUGAAACCAUUACUUGCCUUUCACUGAAACCUUUCCCGGCUUCAAAUUAUCUGUGCUUAUAUGGAGAGAAUGAGCAACUGCUGAAUGGUCUCUGUGAUCGAUUUGAUGAAGGACUCAUUUCUGACUUUUACAGCUAUUUUAAGGAGUCGUGGUGUCUGGCCAUAUACCACGAUCGUUUUAUGGAUUUUAAGCAAGAAGUGCUGCAGAUCAUGGCAUCAAGACAGAAUCCAGAUUCUCCCUCAUUUGCAGAAAUAGCUCAACAGAUAGUGGAUGAAGAAUUGAGUCUUCCAGAGGAGCCCAAACAGUAUCUCAGAAGAACAGCUGAAGAAUGCAAUAUCAGAAAGCCUGUGGAGAGAAGCACUCUGAGUUACCUCAAAUACAACAGAUGCCAUCUACCCAUGUAUGCUCUACCAGGGCUUAUAUAGGCUUAGAUAUUCUUCAUUCUUUCAUUUUUGAAUAUGUACAGAAAUGUUUUCGUCGAUAUAUUUUCCUGCCUAUGAAAAACAACAUUGUAUGUCAAUUUCCAAAGGGACUUUUUAAGAUGAAAAGAAUACACUUAACAGAAGUAAUUUAAAAUUAAAUUAAAAAGUAAGACUAGUUUAGUUUCCAUUCACGAAAUAUCAAAGUAUCCCAUAUUAUAUUCAAAAUGCAACUAAGCUGAUUUCUUACUGUUAUUAUUUUGAUGAUCAAUUCAGUGUUCAAUCUCAAAUCUCAUUUAAUAAACACUGAAUGUUUACUUGAAAACUGAUCCUUCGCAUUCUCUCUCUAGGCAUCGAUGUACGGUAGAAAUGUUCUGUGUUUCGGGUGGAAUUACUUAACUUCUCCUGUAGAUGGUGCAAGAAAGUAGACCUGGGCUGUUUUAAAACUACAUACUGUAUGCAACGCGAGUGCAGACACAAACUUUUAGAAAUCAAAUUUGAUCUAAAGGUUUGAUAGAUUGCAUUGGUUAAGACAAAGUCUGGUAGACGUUUGUGUAUGAUCUGUGAGGGACAGCCUACCGAGUUUGUAUCACUGAUUUACACGGACUUCAUGCUGUUUGAAGGUGGAGUAAAACGUUA
Messenger RNA from Lepisosteus oculatus (spotted gar), 4458 nucleotides. It is a transcript of the gene cfap61, whose product is annotated as cilia and flagella associated protein 61. The record is from RefSeq and is a predicted model, not a curated record. NCBI's taxonomy places the organism in Eukaryota, Metazoa, Chordata, Actinopteri, Semionotiformes, Lepisosteidae.